AAAUAAAUGCAUAUGUACAUAUGUACCUACCUGUAAAUCGCAGUCAAAAAACUGGCUUACUUAAGUAUGUACACACUUACACAGACAUAUACUUAAAAAUCAAUAAAACAAUAAACAAAUCUUAAAUCAAAGUACAAAGACCAAUAGCGGCAUCUUUUUUCUCUUCCAUUCUCCUCUCUUCCAGGAGUUGCAUUCUUCGAUAAGCAAGAGGGGAUACUGACCUUCUGUCUGACAUCGAGAGGCACUGUUUCGACGACAACUAAAACAUUCUUGCCUAGUGAAACCGCCGCUGAGCCCGAGAUAAGUGCAGAUACGCCAGCCUAUUAUAGAACGCGAGACGAAGACGACGACGCUUCAAUAAACAAUAACUGCAAGCAAAUAUACGACGCAAACAAAUCUGAAGCAGCUAGCGCAGUUGUAGUAUUGCAACAGCCAACAGUAAGUAAAUCUACUACAACCACAGAAGUUACGAAAUCGGUAGCGAACAACAACGGCACAAUCAACACUUUAACGCCAACACGCACAGAGCACGAUUUGCGUUCGUUGGAAAACCAGUGUCUCACAGCGUCUGGUUUUGUACAGAAGGCCCUUAAAGUAAACCCAGGUGACUCACAGAGAUCGGCCCCUCCCAUAAGCACACAGAACAAUCAGAGCAAAGCACUACUAAUGGCAUCCAGCGCUAAUUUGAAUAGUACAGGUGCUGCGGCGGCACACCCAACGACGUCCGAGAAACAGCCUUGGCCCAAUACGAAGGAUGACUACGAAUUGCGCGAUGUGAUCGGCGUUGGCGCGACUGCUGUCGUGCAUGCCGCACUAUGCCUGCCACGUAACGAGAAAUGCGCCAUCAAGCGCAUCAAUCUGGAGAAGUGGAACACUUCUAUGGAUGAAUUGCUCAAAGAGAUACAGGCGAUGUCGUCCUGCAAUCACGAAAAUGUCGUAACCUAUUACACAUCGUUUGUGGUGCGCGAGGAGUUGUGGCUGGUGUUGCGUCUGCUCGAGGGCGGCUCACUGCUGGACAUUAUCAAACACAAAAUGCGCACUUCGAAUUGCAAGCAUGGCGUCUUCGAUGAAGCGACCAUCGCUACAGUUUUGAAAGAGGUACUCAAAGGUCUUGAGUAUUUCCACUCGAACGGACAGAUACAUCGUGACAUCAAGGCGGGUAAUAUACUGAUUGGUGAUGAUGGUACUAUACAAAUUGCCGACUUUGGCGUUAGCGCUUGGCUAGCAACCGGACGUGAUCUGUCGCGCCAGAAGGUGCGUCACACGUUCGUGGGCACACCAUGUUGGAUGGCGCCCGAGGUCAUGGAACAGGAUCAUGGCUAUGACUUUAAAGCCGACAUUUGGUCAUUUGGCAUCACCGCUAUCGAAAUGGCAACUGGCACCGCACCCUACCACAAGUAUCCACCCAUGAAGGUGUUGAUGCUGACGUUGCAGAACGACCCGCCCACACUGGACACCGGCGCUGAUGAGAAGGAUCAAUACAAGGCAUACGGCAAGACAUUCCGAAAAAUGAUUGUUGAGUGUCUGCAAAAGGAGCCCUCGAAGCGACCCACCGCCAGUGAACUGCUGAAGAAUGCCUUCUUCAAGAAGGCCAAAGAUCGUAAAUAUCUCACGCAAACACUGCUCGCCACUGGUCCAUCUAUGGAGACGCGCGUACACAAAGCCGCGAAACGGCAACCGGGCGCCUCCGGUCGACUACAUCGCACCGUCACCGGCGAAUGGGUGUGGUCGAGUGAAGAGGAAGACAACGGCGGCAAGCAUCACUCCUCAGACUCCGAAUCUGACGAUCGACCCAUCAAUCGUCUCGAACAUGCCGACUCAUCAGAUAGCGAACAUGAUGACUACUCGGAGACUACAGCAACCGCAACGGAACCUGCACCGCAAUCCGCAAUCGUGAAUGCACCAACAACAACAGCAGCUGUGAAUAUACCAACAACAGCAACAGCCGCUGUAAAUAUACCAACAACAGCAACAGCAGCGGUUAAUAUACCAACGCCUGCUGCAGCUUACGCACAGCCAGCAGAUUCUGCGAUAGCACAACCAGCAGAUUCUGCGAUAGCACAAGCCAUGGCCGGAGUGGCGCAAAUGCCGAUGCCCUCAUCGUUGGUGCCAGAUGUCGGUGAGGCACCGCCGGUCAAUCUUGUGCUGCGCAUGCGCAACCAGCGACGCGAAUUACACGAUAUACGCUUUGAGUUUGCAGUAGGCAAAGACUCUGCCGAAGGCAUUGCCAUGGAGUUGGUCGACGCCGGACUCGUCGACGCGUUGGACACGCAACCAAUGGCUGUGCAUCUGCAACAACUGAUUGACCAACGCGCCGCGCUCAAAACUAUCACGUUCCAAUUGAACUCUGGCGUGCAGCCGGGUGAAGUGCUCGACGAUCGCUCACUGGUGGGGUAUGCACAGAUAUCGAUAACAGAUUAGGAGGAACCGGUGGUGAACGAACCAGCGGAAAGUGACGUUAAAGACACAAAAAACUAUUAGCGUGUACGUGGAGUUUGUUUCACUCUGCAGUUUAAUGGGGUUAAAUUUAUAUUUUUGUAAUCACUUCAAUAGUGGAGUAAACUGUAGUUUUAAAUUAAAAAAAAAUAAAAAAUUUUAGACUUUUGCCAAACACUGAAAAGCCAGCGCAUAGCGUAGGAAAAUUAAUAAUUUUAAAAUUUAAAAUAAAUUAUAUAACAUUAAAAAAUUUUGGGCAUAAAACUAUUCAGCUGAUUAGUUAAGCGCUUUGUUUGCAAACAGAAAAAUUGCGGGAUAGGGAUGCGCAAAGUAGUGAACACACAGAGUGAAGAAGAAAAUUGAAAGUACUUACGAUUACAUGUUUGCGAUACUUGUAAUUAUUUAUUGUAUUGUAUUUUUUUUUUUAAUUAGGGUAAAGCGCCGUUCUUAUGCAGCCACCUAAAAGUAAUUGGAGCUGGACAAAAUACUAGCUGUAGCCUUUAAAUGGUAUAACUUUAAUUAGAAGUUUAGUUUGCGGUAAAGCUUGGUAGAGCGUGCUUAUUUGUAUGUGUAUGUAUGCCACAAAAAAAAAAAUAAAUAAAUAAAAGAAAAUCUGUAUUCACUCCGUUAAAAAGGUUUUUUAAAAAUAUAUUGCAAUGUUUUUUUUUCUUGGAAACCAGCGCCUCUCAAAUGGAGUAAAAAUUGCGCUGUUGCAAGUAAAUGUACUACGUUUACAAAAUUAUAAGUAAGUUUAAAAAAAAAAAUAUUGUUAAAUUACUGUUAGUUUGAAAAUGUAUUUAAUGUAAUAAUUGUGAACGUAGCCUUAGUCAUUUAGUGAGUUGUAUGCGAACAUUCAUGAUUUACAAAUGUACAUAUAUGUACAUAUGUACGUAUGCAUAUGCUUAUAUGUACAUACAACCAUAUGUUAAUUAACAGUAUAAAGUGGAAUUAACUGCAUAAUAUGCAAAGCAACGAAGGAAGAUUCAUAAAUUGUAACAACUGUUAUCAGCUGCAAGCCACAUCCAUACAUAAUGCUUUCACACGAUGGCGCCUAAAAGCGUGCUAUGUCAACAAGUUCGCGAAAUGUAGAAGGACGGAAGGGAAGUGGCUUUAUUUUGGGUAUAUUUUUGAAAGCUGUGUCAGCUGAUGCAUUAAAACCUAAAGAAGAUAAUUUUAUUGAUUUUCAAACACAAAGAUUAAAUAGUAGCUACGCCGAAAAAUAAAGGAAAAGCCUUAAAAACGACAAUUUUAAAAAUCUUAAAAACCUUUUUUUAAAAAAAUCAUCAAAUGCCCUACACAUUAAAUAGGGUGAAAUAACAAUAAUUACUUACGAUGCCUCAAAAUUAUUUAUUUAAAAU
Molecule: messenger RNA, 3794 nt
Organism: Rhagoletis zephyria (snowberry fruit fly)
Lineage: Eukaryota; Metazoa; Arthropoda; Insecta; Diptera; Tephritidae
Gene: fray
Product: oxidative stress responsive kinase frayed
Biological process (GO): protein phosphorylation
Cellular component (GO): cytoplasm
Molecular function (GO): ATP binding; protein serine/threonine kinase activity
Source: RefSeq, a predicted model, not a curated record